GUGAAACGAUGGGCCGAUUUGCCGGACACGGAGUUCCACUUCGACUGCAAGGGCCGGGCGAUCGGGUACUACGCGGACACGGAGUUUGACUGUCAGGUGUUCCACAUUUGCGACACUUUCGGGCGCCGGGUGUCUAUGAUAUGUCCCAAUGAGACGGCGUUCAACCAGGAGUACCGGGUCUGCGACUGGGAGUACAACGUGAACUGCAAGGACUCCGACAGCUUCUACUAUCUCAACGAUCUUACGUACGAAAAGCCCCCUAAAGAGGACGAGGAGGCGCCCAAUAACUUGAAAAAAUAA
Molecule: messenger RNA, 300 nt
Organism: Oppiella nova
Lineage: Eukaryota; Metazoa; Arthropoda; Arachnida; Sarcoptiformes; Oppiidae
Source: the annotation of a GenBank genome assembly